AUGAUUUCUUCAUCAAUAACACAUGAUGAUUAUUUAAACCCAGAUAAAAAAAUACUUCUACGAAAGACAUCAACAAAAUCUUUAAAACGAUUAAAUAAAAAAAUACCGAUAUCUAAUACUGAUAUUAAUCGAUCAGAACAAUAUUUCUUUCAAUCACAUCCAUUUAGUGAUCUAACACUUAUUGUUCAAAAUAAACGAUUAUAUGUAGAUAAAAGUAUUUUAUCAGCAGUAUCGAAAGUAUUUCAAACAUAUUUCCAAAAUGAAAAUACGAAUUCAAUUGAAAUUCUUGAUAUUUCAUCAAAUGAUAUGAUUGAAUUACUUCAAUUUUUAUAUCCACAAUUUCAAUGUACAAUUAAUUAUGAAAAUGUAACUAUGUUACUUAUUCUUGGUAGGUCAUUAACUCAGCGUUUUGACAUACAUUUUGUUUCUCAGUCAUGUCGGUCUUUUAUUUUAUUUUAUUUAUCAAAAUUUAAUUAUAUUCAUAUGAAUUUAAUCGAACAAGAAAAUGGAUCACGUUUAAAGAUUUCAACGAUUCUGGAUAAUUUAUUGAUAUGGUUUCGUGAAUUUUUUUAUAUCAAUGAUGAAUUUAUUUGUGAAGCGAUUCUUGAAAAAUUAUGUCAAUGUAAUAAUUCGAAUUUUUAUUUAUCAAAAGUUUUUUAUGAAUUAAAAGAAAACGUUCAAUAUCAUAUCUUUCAAGCACGUGCAAAAUAUUUAGAAAAAGCGUGUUCAUCUAUACUUCCUAUAUAA
Molecule: messenger RNA, 747 nt
Organism: Adineta steineri
Lineage: Eukaryota; Metazoa; Rotifera; Eurotatoria; Adinetida; Adinetidae
Source: the annotation of a GenBank genome assembly